UUAAAUCAUCCGAAAAGGAAGCGCUCUACGAUCAAUUCGUUGCUAGGAGAACCGGAAUAUUUCGUGUGCAAGCACUGCUUCAAAUCAUUCAAUCGUCGAUCAAAUAUGACUCGGCACAUAGAUAAAACUCAUUGUGGGAGAGUGGUAUUCAACUGCCCCCAAUGUCCAGCCGUCUACAAACAUGCUUACCAUUUUGCUGAUCAUCUCCGCAGCCAUGAGGAGGUUCCACAGUUUGAGUGUGAGGUCUGCGAAAAGAAGUUUAAGUCGAGAAUCCAGCUGCGAAACCACAAAAGUAGAAAUUGUAAGGAUCCACCGGCGAAGGAGAGUCACCACGGAAAUAGAAGGUCUAGAACAUAUGAUCCACAGCAGUGUGAAGCUUCCUCUGCUACUUCUCAUGGCAUGGAGCGGUUUCACAUCCCGUAUGACUUCCCGGUCACCUUGUAA
Cylicocyclus nassatus is the source of this 444-nucleotide messenger RNA. NCBI's taxonomy places the organism in Eukaryota, Metazoa, Nematoda, Chromadorea, Rhabditida, Strongylidae. The record is from the annotation of a GenBank genome assembly.